This is a messenger RNA of Blepharisma stoltei, 1377 nucleotides long. The record is from the annotation of a GenBank genome assembly. Lineage: Eukaryota; Ciliophora; Heterotrichea; Heterotrichida; Blepharismidae.
AUGGAAUCUAAUAGGGAAAAUAUAGAAGAAGCUUGAAACAAAGCAGAAUCUUCAUACAUAGGAAAAGGAAAUAAAGCUCAAUCUAACAAAAAACGGCCUAAAAAUAAAAAACCAAAGACAAAAUUGUACAAUUUUGAUCAAAAGCAAAGUUUUGUCAAAGAUAUCAUCAGUCAAUACCCUUCAGAUAAGCCCGAAGAAUUUUAUGAUAAAAAAAUCAUUGAAAAGCUGAUUCCACAGUAUAGCUCUUAUCACUAUGAGCUACUCUCACUAAAACAUUUUUGGAUAAACAAAAUAUAUAUAAAUUUUUUAUUACCUAAAAUUUUUUAUAUUAAUUUUUUUUCCAUAUAAAAUAUUUUAUGCUAAAAUCAUAGGCAAUUCUAUUAAUCACAUUAGAAUUACAUAUGAAGGGUUCGUCUAAUCUCUAUUAUUUAUUACUAUCAAAGAUAGGUAGAUGGUUUAAAUGCAUGAUUAAUCUACAAAAACUGCUCGAUUAAGGUGAAUUUUUUCCCAAUUUUUAAAAAAUUCAACGGUGUGGUUUGAUUAAAGAUAUUUUUCGCCCAAAAGGAUAGAAAAGAGUUAGAUGCUUCAGACGAAUUCGCUAUUGAAGUCCCUCUACACAAAAAAAUAAUGCUAGAGUUUCACACAAAGCCAUGCAAUACGAAAUGCAAAGAAAACGAUUGUAUAAAUUAUCAUCAAAGCAGCGAAAGAAGACGCCCUCCUAAACGAAUGCCAAAUGGAUUAUGAAACUACAGACCUCGUCUUUGUAACUAUUCAGAUGAUUGUGACAAAGGAGAUCAAUGCACAUUUGCUCAUUCAGAAGAUGAAUUAAAGUAUCACCCACUAAAAUACAAAACAAAAAACUGCAGAUUUAAUGAUGGAUCAUGCCCUCUAGGCAAAUAUUGUCCUUUUGCUCAUGAUGACCUUAGAGCACCUUCUUCAUUUUCUAUUAGCAGCCACACUCAGCCAAGUUCUCUAUCUCUAAGUCAGCACAAUGAAUCUACAAAUAAAUCAAGGACUGAGACAACUAUAGAGACUGAAAUCAGCACACAAGUUGAAGAAGAUAAGGAAGAAGAACGAAAAGAAAAGCGAAAAGAAGUAAAAAAGAAGAGAGAGCCUAGGUUUGACCAAGCACAGAUUGAAAAAGAAAUUAAAAUGUUGUUUGAGGAUAAUGCAAGGCUUGAUGAACUAAUAAAAGAAGAAGAGAAUAAAAUAGAAGCUCUAGGAUUUUAUAUUUGUGCAUAUUGCAAGUCAGAUAUGCCAAUCUACGCACUAUCUUGUGGACAUUUAUGCUGCUUGAACUGCAAAACACUGUCUACGUGUAAAAUCUGCAAAGCACAUAUUCGAUCUAAAGUACUAAUAAAAGACGUUGAAAUUUAA